This is a messenger RNA of Manihot esculenta (cassava), 1365 nucleotides long. RefSeq lists its product as uncharacterized. NCBI's taxonomy places the organism in Eukaryota, Viridiplantae, Streptophyta, Magnoliopsida, Malpighiales, Euphorbiaceae. The record is from RefSeq and is a predicted model, not a curated record. Gene Ontology annotation, cellular component: chloroplast. Bases 145 to 1197 code for a protein of 350 amino acids. The transcript is spliced from 4 exons.
CAGACUCCCCCGUUUUCUCACAACUCUGAUUCCUUCCUUCUACUCUACCUAUUCUCUUCUCUCCAUAGAUUCUUCCCUCGCAGUUCUUGCUCUUCAACUCUUGAUUAUCAUACGUGAAGCAGGCCAACUUCCUUCCUGUUAAAGAUGGACUUUUUCUUCAGAGGCCCAAAUGAUGACUCUGUACCUUCUCAGCAUGACAUUCUUAGGUGUCCCUUUUUGAGGAACAUUAAUGAGCCCACUAAUUUCUCCUUCCGCUCAUCCACGCCUUUUCCAAUGCCUGUCCGCAAAGGCAAAGGUCCAAUUUUUGAAGAUGGUCCAAAUUUUGAUAUGGCGUUCAGGCUAUUCCAUGGGCAUGAUGGAGUUGUCCCACUUUCUGGGGGAUCAUUCUCAAGUUCUGAUAAAGAAGAUUGCCAACCAACCCUUCCUGAGUUCAAUCCUUUAGCCGCAAAGGCGGCUACCAUCAGUCUUUCAUCCUUUGGACCUGGGGGACCCUUCAGCUUUGACUCAUUUUCAAAGAAGUGGAAGAAUGAAAAGCGUAACUCUAAAUCAUCCAAAAAGAAGUCAUCUUCAAAGGGAGGACAAACAGAUCACGAGGCAUCAAGCAAUGAAUGGUUGCAAACUGGAAAUUGCCCAAUUGCAAAGUCAUAUCGAGCAGUUAGCAGUGUCCUGCCACUUGUUGCAAAAGUUUUCCAGCCCCCGCCAGGAAUGAAGCUCAGGUGCCCACCCGCUGUUGUUGCAGCCCGAGCAGCUAUAUCACGAACUGCUUUUGCUAAGAACCUUCGGCCUCAACCCUUGCCCGCCAAAAUUCUGGUGAUUGGGAUGUUGGGCAUGGCUGCAAAUGUUCCUUUAGGAAUAUGGAGGGAGCACACUCAAAAGUUUUCAGUAUCAUGGUUUACAGCUGUCCAUGCAGCAGUUCCUUUCAUAGCCAUGCUUCGGAAGUCCAUCUUGAUGCCAAAAUCAGCCAUGGCAUUUACCAUCGCAGCAUCUGUGUUAGGACAGGUUAUUGGAUCUAGGGCAGAGAGAUACAGGCUCAAGGCAGUAGCUUCAAGGGAAAUGUCUCUUGCAGAAACUCCUAUAAGUGGUUCAAGUCAGUUACAAAUUGUUUCUGUUAAAGGAGGACAUUGUGGAAAUCUGGUCGAGCAUCCAAUUUCGCUUCAGGUUGCGAGGAAUUCUUCAUCAGCCGGUGUGUUUUGCUGAUUCCUUCUCCUGCCUCUUAUAGAUCCAAUGUUUCUUGGAGUCCACAGAUUGUAAUUCUUUUUUUUUUUUCAGCACUUAUGUGUUUUCCUUGAUUAUGGUCUCGUUUAGUGUAAGAAAUAAUUGGAGAAAUAAAGACUAGAGUGAAGAAAAGAAUGAUUUGUUGAGGAA